Truncatella angustata is the source of this 1491-nucleotide messenger RNA. Its product is annotated as pantothenate transporter liz1. Gene Ontology annotation, molecular function: transmembrane transporter activity. The record is from RefSeq and is a predicted model, not a curated record. The transcript has 10 exons. Lineage: Eukaryota; Fungi; Ascomycota; Sordariomycetes; Amphisphaeriales; Sporocadaceae. Gene Ontology annotation, biological process: transmembrane transport. Gene Ontology annotation, cellular component: membrane. The coding region runs from base 1 to 1491 and encodes 496 amino acids.
AUGGCAGAGGUGACAGGGGAAAAGCCUAGGAAAUCCUUUCGGUCGUUCAUAUGGGAUACGGACACCCAUUUGAAGAGCCCGGAAGAGAGGAGACUCCUUCGAAAGCUAGAUGCCUCAAUUUUGAGUAUUGGAUGUUUCGGAUUCUUCCUCAAAUACUUGGAUCAGAACAAUAUCACAAAUGCCUACGUCAGCGGAAUGCAAGAAGAUCUGCAGAUGUACGGGAAUGAAUACACAUAUGCACAAACAGCUUACACCUGCGCUUAUGCUGUCAUGCAAAUCCCCAGCACCUUGAUCAUCCAACGUAUUCGACCCAGCUGGUGGUUGGCUUUGAUGGAGAUCGCUUGGGGCAGUUUCACCUUCGCCCAGGCUGGACUUCGUAACCAUACUCAGCUUUACGUCUUCCGAUUCAUGAUUGGGUUCUUCGAAAGUUCGUGGUUUCCAUGUAUGCUCUUUGUCCUCGGCAGUUGGUAUACGAAGACCGAAUUAGCCAAGCGAGUUGCCAUUCUGCACAUGACAGCACCCAUUGGAACUGCCUUCAGCGGCUAUCUUCAAGCAGCAGUCUACAACAAUCUUGAUGGUGUGCACGGCAUGGCUGGUUGGCGAUGGCUUUACAUCAUCUGCGGCGUGAUGACCGUACCCGUUGGAAUAAUUACCUUCUUCUUCUUCCCGGAUACACCGCAUAAGACCACUGCUUUCUUCUUGACAAAACAGGAAAGAGAACUCGGACUUGAAAGAGUCCGUAAAGCAGGGAAGGCCGCACCAGCAGCUCUGGAUUUCCGUCGGAUCGGACAGAUUCUUAAAGGGUGGCGAUGGUGGCUAUUGGUCCUUGGUUAUGUACUAUACGGCACGAGUUGCCAAAACAGCAGCUAUUUCGCUAUCUGGCUGAAGGCCGAAGGCUUCUCUGUGGCCUCUAGGAAUAUCAUUCCUACAGGCACAAGUCUCAUUUCGGGAUUUUGUGUAGUACUGUGGGGUUUCCUAUCCGAUUACACCGGCUCUCGUUUUGCCUUCGUUGUAGGGCCUCUUAUCUAUGGUCUCUUGCCAACCGGUAUACUAGCCUUCUGGCCCGCAAGUGUACAGUUCAAGGAGUUCGCAUUCCUUACAGGUGGUGUGCAACUGAUGACAGCUAUUUUUUACACAUGGGCAAAUGAGAUAUGUGCGGAUAACAACGAGGAGCGAGCGUUGGUUGUGAGCUCGAUGAACGGCUUCCAAUACGCUGUGGCAGCUUGGCUUCCCAUUUUGAUCUUCCCGCAAACCGAGGCGCCGACCUUCCGUAAAGGCUUCCCCUCAACAUUCGGCUUCGUGAUUGCAGCCAUUAUCUGUGUCUGCACAAUACAAUGGUUCGCUUUGAGAGAAAACAAGAAGCGGGCUGCGGCCCAGUCUGUAGAGGACCCGAGCGUCGAUGGUUCAGUUGCUGGUAGUGACGCUGAAAAGUCUGGCUUCCCGGAUACGAAAGCAAAGGAACUGGGACCCGCGAUCCCGGCUACUGUCUAG